AUGGCGGAAAUCGCAAUGGAUUCAGAUGAUGACAACCUCUCCGAGCACUCGGCCAUCUCCAAUCCUUCCGACUUUGCAGAAGAUGAGGAGGUGGACUACCUUGCACUGGAGCUUCUACAUCAUUUACCUGCAGAGAAGGCCGACAAACUGAUGAAGAGUCUGCGAGCCAAAGAGAAGGCUGUACAGGAGCGACACACAGUGACCCACAGUGACCCGCACUGA
Cladocopium goreaui is the source of this 222-nucleotide messenger RNA. The record is from the annotation of a GenBank genome assembly. Lineage: Eukaryota; Dinophyceae; Suessiales; Symbiodiniaceae.